Molecule: messenger RNA, 2301 nt
Organism: Argiope bruennichi
Lineage: Eukaryota; Metazoa; Arthropoda; Arachnida; Araneae; Araneidae
Exons: 2
Coding region: 87-1547 (486 amino acids)
Source: RefSeq, a predicted model, not a curated record
CAAGGUGAGAAACAGUUGGAAAGGUUUCCCGGGUGUUUGGCGUUAUUGCUGUGUCCAUUGAUGUGAACUAACUUGAAACGUUUAUAAUGGCGAUGUUAUCCCUGUAUGCUAUCUGCAUCCAGAAAACCAUCAGUCUUUUGAAGCAAGGGGAAUUCGACAGCUCUCCUCAGAAUCCUUUUUCAUGGUUGGCACCUGUUAUACUUGAUGAUCUAUUGAGGUAUUUUCUGUUCUUACCUCACAGAGAACGCCCAAGAAUUGCAGAUUUGCGACUUCUCUUUACAAGUGGAAGACUUAGGCAUAUGAAUUUAUCAGUAUUCAAAAUAGACGAGGAUCAGGAUUUGCUGCUGACUCUAUUGACUGAAAAAUCCUGCAAGUUAUUGAAAUCUAUCACUGUACCUAAGUCAAUUAAGAGUGAUAUUAUCGAAGGAAUUCUUUUGUUGAGUCCUAACUUAGAGUUAAUUCAUUCUGCUGUAAAAUUCAACCUACAAAUCUUAGAAAAUAACAAAAAACUUCGGAUUUUGAAGCUACAUCUUUCAACUCGGGUAGUCUCUGAGUUGUUCAGUCAAAACAAAGCAGACGUUUUACACUCCUUGCCAAAUCUACAAAGUUUAAGUUUUUGUGAACAAUCGGAUUAUUUCUCAUCCUGGAAAGAAAUAGCUUCGAUUUUAAAGAACUGUCCACAUUUGGUGUCAAUAGGAUAUGCUGAUUCAUCAAUGGCAAUCCAAGAAAUGCAAAGAACUAAUCUUCAACUGAAUAUGAGGAGAUGUUUAUGGGGAUCAAAAUUCUGGAAUUUAAACUGGAAUUUAAAAUCUUUGCUACUUCCUUUAGGCAAGGAGGUAUUACCCCACAUCAUUAAAAAAGCUGUGUCAUCAUGCAAACUAGUGGAAGAAUUAUUUAUGGUGGUAUCUCACGGAGACUGCUUACAAUAUUUAGCAGAACUUAAGAAACUGAUUUUACUGAGUGUUUCAUUUACUAAUACAUCGGUUGAUUGCAUGCCUAUUUUUAUUUCUCUCCUCAAUGAUAUUGGACACCAACUUAAACAUGUCUUUAUUCAACAUAUUGAAAGAACUGCAGUGGAUAUACUUUUAAUCAAAUGUCCAAAUUUAAUUUCUCUAAGAAUUAAUGGACCAGUUUUUGUUUCUGACACUACAACUAGAAUUCCUAGUUCCAUUCUAUUAAAAAGACUGCGUCUUUCGAUAACUGAUGAUAAAACUCUUUUAUUUUUGCUUCCGAGAUGCCUAUAUUUACGAGAAUUGUAUUUAGAUUUUGCCCCAAAUUUAAAUGAUGACCUGCUAUUCAGAAUUUUUAAUCAAAAUUCUUUCUUACAACUUCAGAUAGCAUCAAUUUGCGAUUGCAAGCUUUCAAGCAGAGGAUUACGUCUCUUUCUGAAAGCUGCAAUUUCCUUGAAAAAAGUGUCUUUUUGUCCUUUUGGGGCAAUUGUAACAAGCAUUAUUAAUAAAUGUAAUCUUCAGAUUGUUAAUUGUCGGGCUUACAGUCUACAGAAAAAAGAGUUCUUCCACUUGAAAUUCAGUUCCUGUCAUUUCUGAUGACUCAUAACUAUCAUUUACAUGUUUGUUUAUUUUUUUUUCCAAAAACAGCAAAAUUUUGGUUUGCUUAAUGUACUAUUUUCUUGAAAUAUUAUACUUAUCAUUUUUCGUUAUAUUAGACAAAAUUAGUGAUUGUGUUUUGGUAAUUAUUCUGAAAUACACUAGAUUUCAUUGUAAUUCGAGUCAUAUAUUUUGAAUAAGUAAAGAUUUUUCUCUGUUGCCUUAUAACCUGUAGAACUUUCUUUAAGGUUUCAUAUACAUUGCAUUUUAUAUGCAUUUAACAAAUGUUAGAAAUAUUUUAAGUUGAUUCUAGGCAGUAAUUUGAUGGAAACUGAUUAUUCAUUACUAGAAUGAAACAAUACUGUUAGUGACUUUCCACAAACUUCUUCAAUGACUAUAUAGAAAUUAUAGUUUGAUCUAAAUAUUUUAUUUAUUUUAUCUUAAACCUUUCAAUUGAAAAGGCUGAUAUGGAAAUGAUAUAUAAAUGCAAAACAUGAAACAUUAUACGUAUCCUUUUUCAUAAUAUUAGGCAAAAUGAGUGUUUAUGUUUCGGUAAUCAUUUUAGAAUAUAUUAAAUUUCACUGUAAAACGAGUGCUAAGAUUUUUCCUAUUUCAUUAUAAUCUGGAGAGCUUUCUUUAAGGUUUCAUAUAAAAUGUGUUUCGUAUGCGUUUAGCAAAUUUUAGAGAAAUUCGAAGUUGAUUUUAGGCAAUAAUUUGAUAGAAACUGAAUAUUCAUUACUGUAAUGAAACUUUA